AUGGGCCCGGGCAACGGCGGCGCCGACGGAUCCAUCCUGCUGGCGGACGGCGAGCUCCAGCGCCGCGAGAACCGCGGCCUUGCCGACAUUGCCCAUCUGAUCAUGAGCUGGCACAGCGAAUUCGGCCGGUACUCGCCCCACCCACCGUCCGUCGCCGACCUCAUCCAGAUCGGUGCCAUUGUGGCCGCCGUGACGUGCCCGGGCGGGCCCCGGAUUCGCGCGUUUGUCGGGCGCCCCGAUUUCAACGCCGGCAGCACGCCGCCGCCGCCGCACGAGCUCAUCCCCAAGCCCACGGACGACGCGCAGACCAUUCUGCGCAAGAUGAUCGCCAAGACGUUUACGGCCGUCGACCUGGUCGCGCUCCUCGGCGCGCACUCCGUCUCGCGCCAGUACUUUACCGACCUGGCGCGCGCAGGCGCCCCCCAAGACACGACCGACGGCGUCUUUGACACCAAGUUUUACGCCGAGACGCGCGCGCCCCACGCGCCCUUGGGCGUCUACCGCAUCGCAUCGGACGUGGCCGUGGCGCGCGACCCGGCGACGCACGCGCUGUGGCGGACCUACUCGGGCGCAGACGCAGCGACGCAGGACCGGUGGACGGCCGCGUACGCGUCGGCGUACGUGCGGCUGAGUCUGCUGGGCGUGGCGGAUCUCAACGCGCUGACAGACUGCAGCGGGGUGCUGCCGCAGGCCAAGGCUCUGCCGUGA
This is a messenger RNA of Sporothrix brasiliensis 5110, 708 nucleotides long. RefSeq lists its product as uncharacterized. Gene Ontology annotation, molecular function: heme binding; peroxidase activity. The record is from RefSeq and is a predicted model, not a curated record. Gene Ontology annotation, biological process: hydrogen peroxide catabolic process; cellular response to oxidative stress; response to reactive oxygen species. The transcript has a single exon. The coding region runs from base 1 to 708 and encodes 235 amino acids. NCBI's taxonomy places the organism in Eukaryota, Fungi, Ascomycota, Sordariomycetes, Ophiostomatales, Ophiostomataceae.